This is a messenger RNA of Odontomachus brunneus, 1650 nucleotides long. It is a transcript of the gene Gos28, whose product is annotated as Golgi SNAP receptor complex member 1. The transcript has 5 exons. Gene Ontology annotation, cellular component: cis-Golgi network; Golgi membrane; SNARE complex. NCBI's taxonomy places the organism in Eukaryota, Metazoa, Arthropoda, Insecta, Hymenoptera, Formicidae. Gene Ontology annotation, biological process: vesicle fusion; endoplasmic reticulum to Golgi vesicle-mediated transport. The record is from RefSeq and is a predicted model, not a curated record. Bases 177 to 887 code for a protein of 236 amino acids. Gene Ontology annotation, molecular function: SNAP receptor activity.
AAGAAAAAAAUUAGUUCUGUGUUUACCGAACAGUAACUGUCAAAGGGCACAAAAAGCCACAAGAUAUCUAAAAAGUGUUCAUAUAUAUUUGGAAUAUUCUUUUUCUUCACGUAUUUUCACAUGUUUGUUUUGUCCGUCCUGUCGUUUCUGUUUUCACUGUUUACGAUACGCUUAUAAUGUUACGUGCUUUGUUGUCUGAAUGUUGCAAAGUUCUGCGGCAAUAUUUGAGAAAGCAGGCGAGACAUCUAGAAAAUGAAAUUGAUGCAAAGUUAGUAGCAUUCAGUAAGCUAGGCAUAAAUGCUGGCGCCAGACAUGUCAAUGCAGAUGAAGUACCUCUCAUGGAUGAGGAACACGUGUUCGAAAACAUGGCCUCAGAAAUUGAGACAUUGCUUGCCAAAUUGUUCUCUAUAAAUGAGAGGAUGAGUGAAUUACAACCAAAUGGAGCAGCUAUGUUACAUACAAUGCAACGUCACAAAGAGAUACUAAAGGACUAUAAACUAGAAUUCAAUAAGAUUAGGAAUAAUUUCACAGCUAGGAAAGACCGUGAGGAUCUCCUAGGCAGUGUUCGCAAGGAAAUAGACAAUUACAAAAGUGCUAGUGGACUGAAUCGACGAGAGAUGUACCUUAAAGAAAAUCAACAUAUUCACAACUCGGAUCGCUUAAUCAACGAUCAGAUAAGCAUAGCGAUGGAGACACGAGAUCAUCUAAUGACUCAGAGGCAGGCAUUCAAACGUAUACGAACCAGAUUCAACGACAUUUCUAAUCGGUUCCCGGCGGUGAAUAGUCUACUACAAAGGAUAAAUUUACGUAAAAGAAGAGAUUCCGUUAUACUCGGCCUUGUCAUCGGAGUUUGCACAUUUCUGAUGCUUUUAUAUGCCUUUCAUUAGACAUUGUUAGCGCACAGAUGCUGCAAAACAAUAUCUGUACUUCCAUCCUCCUCAAAUAACAAUUACUCACAGGAAUACAUACACAUUUUAAGGCAAAACUCGGAAUAAUUUGCCUAUUUUAGGCGAUUUUCGGGAGCUACGCCUUCUAUCUUCCUUUGUCGCGCGGUAGGCCACGCAACUGACGAUCGCGGCUCUCAACCUCAGAGCCGUUCAGAUUAUAAAGAACGCAUCUAUGUAAUGAGCGAUAAAGAUAAAAUAACGUAUUAUCAUGUACAAGAAUUGAGUCAUGCGUUAGCAUUUAUCAGUGCGCUUCCCGAACGCAGUUUCGGUAGGCUACCACAUAGAUGCGCCCCUUGUAAUUCCAACGGGCCCCAAGGCUGAGAGCCGCGACUGUCAAUUGCCUGCCGCGCGGCAAGGAGAGAUAGAAGACGUAGCUCCCGAAAGUCGUCUGGAAUGAGCAAACUAUUCCGAGUUCUGUUUUAAGAGAUAUCUUGAGAUGCAAUAAGCACAUAGAGGAUUUAGUUAUUUAGAAUGUGCGAGAUUGUAUAUGUGCGUAUAUAUGGCGUGAAUGCUCGAAAAUCCUCUCUUCCCUUUUUCCCUUCCUUUGACCUCCUUUUACUCUUACCCACUUAAAAUUGAAGUGAAAAAAAUUUACCUGUACAGUUUUUUUAUACCAAGAUAUAAAAUGUGGACGUGCAGUAUAAGCAAAUAAUUAGUCCACGUUCGAUAUGUUAACUUAAUAAACGUUAAAGUAUAUAUGUAA